CAAACGAUACAAAAGGGCAGGUCUUUCAGCAUGCUCUUUCCCCUUUUGACUUUUUCGCAGUCUUGAGUUGUAGUAGUGGAAUUCAGUGUGUAGUGUGUCGCUCCGAUACCGAUAACACCACAGCAGGUCAUUGACAUCGCCCGGUCGCUUUCUCCACCAGGCGAGACUGAGAAGCAAGAAGGAUCAAGAUGCGACGCGCCGAGAACCAAGCGAGAAAGGAGGAGCACAGAGCGGAACGCCAGGAGGCUCGCCUCCACAACCAAGCCGCAAGAGCUGCAGCCCAUGGGAACAUUGCCGGAGCGGUGAUGCUUGAGACUCAGGCACAGAUGAAGCACGCUCAGGCCGAGCACGCCGCCGUCCGCGCCGACGUCCUCCACCAGGCGCACCACGGCCAUGGUAUCCACGCUCACGCUCACGCUCACCACCAGCCGCCACCGCACGCCGGCCACCAUCACCACGGACACCAUGGUCACCAUGGGCACGGCCACGCCUCCAUCACCGUGGUGCCGGUGCCGGUUCCCGUGGCGACACCAGGCUACCCGGUGGGCCAUGCAGCUCCGCCGCCAGUAGCCCCCGUUGCCCAGCCUGUAGGAGCAUACCCGCCACCUGCUGCUCAACCUUACCCUGGCCAGCCACCAGCCGCUCAACCUUACCCUGGUCAGGCGUACCCUGGCCAGCCCCCGGCCGCCGUGCCCGGAUAUGGUGCCCCGCCCAACCCAGCCGUCCCCGGCUAUCCCCCCAGCUACCCGCACUAAACCGUGUGCUGGUUUGAAUGACCCGGAUGGCGAGCGGGUCGAAAUGCCCCAUCCUGCGGGUUGAACGUCCCAUCCUGCGGGUUGAACAUCCUGUACUGCGGCGGACUGAAGUACCCAGGACGUAUGCAGCAUCAUGGUGUCCUUAUCAUCAGAUUGGCUAUGUACUAUAGUGCAAGCGAGAUUAUACAUGCACGUGUAUUGCAUCUAAUGGAAAAUUUCCCCUCGGAAUUCCCUUUGGGGAAGGACAUGAUAAUUUACUAAUUUUUUUAUCGAAAAAAAUGAUCUGACGUUGAUCUUUUAUUACUAGCCAGCGAAUGGAUUAUUUGACCUUAUUUUCUCCUGCGUAUACAUAGUGGUCUCACAGUACCAGCAAUGGGACGCACAUGUACAUGUACAUCUGCAUGUACAUGUAUAGUGCUCUGUCCGUCCGUCUCUUUCCUACACAAUUUCACUUGUAUUUUUUUUGGUUGUGUGGUGCGAACAAUUAGAAAUGAUUUGAUUGCCCUCUUCA
Molecule: messenger RNA, 1266 nt
Organism: Sycon ciliatum
Lineage: Eukaryota; Metazoa; Porifera; Calcarea; Leucosolenida; Sycettidae
Exons: 4
Coding region: 189-755 (188 amino acids)
Source: RefSeq, a predicted model, not a curated record